Messenger RNA from Mustela lutreola (European mink), 1518 nucleotides. RefSeq names its product zinc finger CCHC-type and RNA binding motif containing 1 (gene ZCRB1). The coding region runs from base 158 to 811 and encodes 217 amino acids. Gene Ontology annotation, cellular component: U12-type spliceosomal complex. The record is from RefSeq and is a predicted model, not a curated record. The transcript has 9 exons. Gene Ontology annotation, biological process: mRNA splicing, via spliceosome. Gene Ontology annotation, molecular function: RNA binding; zinc ion binding. Lineage: Eukaryota; Metazoa; Chordata; Mammalia; Carnivora; Mustelidae.
AGGCGUUGUUGUCGCUGCCUCCUACUCUCCGGCGCUUGACCCCUCCCAGGACCCGUGAUGCCAAGGCCCCAGCGGGGGACGAGGAAGAGUCCGGGUUGAGCCCCAACUGAGUCGUGGGCUCGCGCUCUAGUUUCCCAGGCCUGCCCCACCUAAAGAAAUGAGUGGUGGAUUGGCCCCAAGUAAAAGCACAGUGUAUGUAUCCAACUUGCCCUUUUCCCUGACCAACAAUGACUUAUACCGGAUAUUUUCCAAGUAUGGCAAAGUUGUAAAGGUUACUAUAAUGAAAGAUAAAGAUACCAGGAAGAGUAAAGGGGUUGCAUUUAUUUUGUUUUUGGAUAAAGACUCUGCACAAAACUGUACCAGAGCAAUAAACAACAAACAGUUAUUUGGUAGAGUAAUAAAAGCAAGCAUUGCUAUCGACAAUGGAAGAGCAGCUGAGUUCAUCCGAAGACGAAACUACUUUGACAAAUCUAAGUGUUAUGAAUGUGGGGAAAGUGGACACUUAAGUUACGCCUGCCCUAAAAAUAUGCUUGGAGAACGGGAACCUCCAAAAAAGAAAGAGAAAAAGAAAAAAAAGAAAAUUCCUGAACCAGAAGAAGAAAUUGAAGAAGUAGAAGAAAGUGAAGAUGAAGGGGAAGAUCCUGCUCUUGACAGUCUUAGUCAGGCCAUAGCUUUCCAGCAAGCCAAAAUUGAAGAAGAACAGAAAAAAUGGAAACCCAGUUCAGGAGGUCCCUCAACAUCAGAUGAUUCAAGACGCCCAAGAAUAAAGAAAAGCACAUAUUUCAGUGAUGAGGAAGAACUGAGUGAUUAAAAUUGUAUUUAUUAUGAUUUCACUUAAAUGUUGCACUGUGAUUUUUAAAUUGCUACACACACACACAAUGGAAUACUAUUCAUGCAUAAAAAGGAAUGAAGUACUGAUGCAUGCUACAAUAUGAAUGAACCUGGAAACAGUAUGCUGAGUGAAAGAAGCCAGCCACAAAAUAAUAUGAUAUGAUUCCAUUCACAUUUGAGUCCAGAAUAGGGAAAUCUACAGAGACAGAAAAUAGGUAAGUGGUUGUUUAGGGCUGAGAUGGGAAAGGAAAAGAUAUGAAAGAUGCUAGUCUCAUAACAGGUAUAGAGUUUCUUUUUGAGGUGACAAAAAAUGUUCUAAAAUGGUGAUGAUUGCACAUAUCUGUGAAUAUACUAGAAACCACUGAGUUGCAUACAGUAAUGGGUGAAUUUUAUGUCAUGUGAAUCUUUUCUCCAUACAUUUGUUAAGAAAUAUUAAAGGAAUUUCUUCAGACUAAAAGGAAAUGAUGCUAGAUUGUAACUUAAAUCCAUACAAAGAAAUAAAGAACAUGACUAAAGCUAUUAUGUAGGUAAUGAUAAGCAGGAUAGGAGCACCUGGGUGGCUCAGUGGGUUAAGCCUCUGCCUUCGGCUCAGGUCAUGAUCUCAGAGUCCUGGGAUUGAGCCCCACAUCGGGCUCUCUGCUCAGCGGGGAGCCUACAUCCCCCUCUCUGCCUACUUGUGAUCCCUUU